CCGCUCUUCAUGGUCGCGAUCACGCUCGCGCAGGUCGGCGUCUUCGUCGCCUGGUCCGACUACGUGCGCCGCGGGGCGCUCGGCGGGCCCGUGUCCCUCGCCGUGAACAUGGUCGGCGACUGGCCCAAGUGCGGCGACCAGCGCGGCCAGCUCUGGCGCUACGUCGGCUACCAGUUCGUCCACGCGGACGCGUCGCACAUCAUCUACAACGCGAUCGUCCAGCUGACGCUGGGCAUCCCCGUGGAGCUCGUCUACGGCUCGCCGCGCAUCUGCGGCAUCUACCUCGUCUCCGUGGUCGUCGGCGCGCUGGCCGUCGUCUUCGCGACGCCGCAGUACAUCAUCGUCGGCGCGUCCGGCGGCGUCUACUCGCUCUUCGGCGUGCACUUGGGCAACGUGCUGCUCAACUUCGAGGAGUACCGCGCGGGGCUCUGCAACCGCUGGAUGCGCAUUUUGGCCCUCGGGCUCUUCGUCUUCGGGGACCUCGUCCAGUACUACGAGGCGCGCGAGGCCGGCGGCCGCGCGUCGACGUCGUACGCGGCGCACCUCGGCGGCUUCGCCGCGGGCUUCGUCUUCGCGCUCAUCUUCCUCCACGAGAUGGUCGACCACCCCAUGGAGCACUGCAUCCGCCGCCUCGCCUGGGUCGUCGCCGCGGCGUCCGUCGCGUUCCUCGUCGGCUGGAACGUCGUCAACGACCCG
This is a messenger RNA of Aureococcus anophagefferens, 696 nucleotides long. RefSeq lists its product as hypothetical. Gene Ontology annotation, molecular function: serine-type endopeptidase activity. Lineage: Eukaryota; Pelagophyceae; Pelagomonadales; Pelagomonadaceae. The transcript has a single exon. Gene Ontology annotation, cellular component: membrane. The annotation marks the transcript as partial. The record is from RefSeq and is a predicted model, not a curated record.